Molecule: messenger RNA, 408 nt
Organism: Lathyrus sativus (Indian pea)
Lineage: Eukaryota; Viridiplantae; Streptophyta; Magnoliopsida; Fabales; Fabaceae
Source: the annotation of a GenBank genome assembly
AUGGAGAAGAAGAGGGGACGGGGGCGGUCGAAAACCACGGUACCACCGUCACUGGAAAUUCUCAUUGGCUUGAAGACACCUGAGCAUGAAUCCCCUGUUAAUGUUCAGACCCCUGAGAUUGAACCAAGAACUACCGCUGAAGAAGACAAAGAUAUGACAAACACAGUGGCGAAGGAGAACAAGAAAACCCUAACAGAACCGACACAACCACAACCUGAAGAGCGUAAACCAUGGGUUGAUGUUAUCAAUGACAACCGGAACCCUGCAAAAGGAAUGGCAAUAGAGUACGUUGUGCCAAAGAUCGUCAAUGGAGUGAUUGAAAUUGAUAUUAUUGAACAAGAAGAUAUCGAAACGGAAAUACAAUUUUGGGAUAAUGCUCUAAUCUUUUAUGUGGUGGGGGCGACCUGA